AUGAAGAUUCCAGCGAUACUCGUGACGUCUUUCCUGGCCUGGGGGUUGGCCGACGGACGGGUGGCCCACCAGGAUGACGACAAGGGCUGGCAAAAGGAACCCCUGAAAGUGCCCUCGAUUAAGGUGCCACUGCCCAAGCUCGUUGGGGACGGAUCAUCGGCAUCCGGGGUCUCGAUCCAGAACGCGCUGAACGUCGUACGGGCUCAGGAAACGGUCGGUCUGAGGGUCCAAUUGGGGGCGGCUGCGCAGGCGGCCGCUGCAGCCGCAGCCUCCCAGGCGGUGGACACUGCGAACGCUGAGGCCGAAGCUAAAGCAGCGAUCGCUGUGGCGAUAGCGAAGAUGGAGCAGGCGAUCAAGGCGGAGAACGUGGCGCGUGUCAAGCUGGCGAUCGCGUCGAAAGCAGCGGGAGCUGUGGUGGCCGCAGCGACGAGGGCCAAAGAACUGACAGCAGCCGCGAGCGCAGCGGCUAGGGCCUCAGCAGCCGCGGCCGCGGCAGCGACUGCAGCCCAGGUAGAGGCGAACGCUGACUCUAUCAUAGCGAAGAAAUCAUCAGCCGCCGAGGCCCAAGCGGCGGCAGUAGCCGAGGCGAAAGCAAGGGCCGCCGCGAAAGCAGCUGCAGCGUCCCUGGCCAAGGCCCAGGCAGCAGCAAAGGCCCAAGCGGCGGCAACAGUUGCGGCGGGACAAGCUAGUGUAGCCCUUGCCCGUGCUAGAGUAGCCGUCGAGAAGUCCCAGGGCGCACAGGCACGAAGCUCCGCGUCAUCGUCCGCGGCGGUCCAAUUGCUGAUCCAGUCGGUGAACGCUGAGGCGUCCGCUGUCGCCCAGAAGGAGGCGGUUCUGGUGAUGGCUCAGGCGAUCGCCAAAGCAGAAGCAGAGGCCGCCUCGAAUGCGGCGUCAUGGGCUAAAUCGAUCCCAGCGAUACUUGUCACGUCCCUGCUCGUCUGGGGCCUAGCCAGCGCCGAUGACGACGAUCUGGUGCACGGUAAGGAGCCGGUCGGAAAGCACCGUUCGCUGUUACCCGAUCGCCACCACGACGACAUAAAAGACAAACUGAAGGACAAGCUGAUCAUGAAGAAGGUGGACAUCAGCGCGAUCGGGCCGAACAUAUGGGCGCCGGGGCUAACGCUCGGGAAGAAGGUCCAGAUCUCACUGGCCAGAGCGAAAGCGUCGGCCGCGGCUGAAGCGCGAGCCUCUAACUCGGUGAGGGCUUCCGCGCAGGCGUUGGCCGCCGCGUACGCGAGGGCGCAGGCUGCCUCAGCCGCUGCAGCGGCAGAAGCGGCGGCAGCCGUCAGGGCUGCGACGCAGGCACAGGCAAGAGCUCAGGCCGCAGCAGUAGCCGCGCUGAGAGCUCAGACGAUUGCGCAGUCGGCAUCUGCGCAAGCUGAGGCCGCCGCUGGGGCCACAUUAGCGUCGGUUGACCGUGCCAGACAGUCGAACCAGGUGGCCACUGCCGCCCAGAACCUAGCCAACAACUACCAGGAACGGGCGAACGCUGCAGCCGCAGCUGAGGCUGCGGCCACUCUCAGAGCCGAGGAAGCAGCUGAACAGCUGAAGGCCAUCGCUGCCAUGACUGCUUCCGUAGCAGCGGCCGCAGCAGCCGCUCAAGGUCGCGCCACCGCAGCCUCCGAGGCUACAUCAGCCGCCACAAGCAGGGCUGCUGUACUGGCCGCUGACACCGACAGCGCCCAAUCCUCUGCUCUCAUGGAGGCCGAAGUCGCCGCCAGGAUCGUGAGUACCGCUUCAGCCGAGGCGGCCGCCUCCUCAGCCAGCAUCGACACCGAGACCGCUCAACUGGAGGCAUCAGCCGCCGCCAAAGCAACCGCCCAGGGCGCCACCGGUGACGGCGUUGUGCUGGGUCUAGGAAACGACGCAGGUGCAUCGGCUCAAGCGGUCGCUCAGGCAAGGGCCCUUGCCCAGGCUGCCGCUGGGAUCGGAUCGCACGGUUCGAAGAAGGGAAAAGAAUGGUGA
Dufourea novaeangliae is the source of this 1965-nucleotide messenger RNA. RefSeq names its product protein TolA. The coding region runs from base 1 to 1965 and encodes 654 amino acids. NCBI's taxonomy places the organism in Eukaryota, Metazoa, Arthropoda, Insecta, Hymenoptera, Halictidae. The record is from RefSeq and is a predicted model, not a curated record. The transcript has 2 exons.